GCACACAAUUUGCGUACAAUUGGUUCCAUGUGUAGGUUCCUACAGUAGAUGGCAGAUGCUCCAACCCAGCUGAUCCUAUAUAAAAUGAGCUUCUUAAACCUUUGCCUCCUCUCUAUUUACAUAUUGUCCAUUAAGUGCAAUUCUCCCGAAAUCAUGGAUUUCAUAAGCGUCGAUUAUAUAUUCGGCGAGGGGAUAAAGCCGUUGUUCAUGGAACAGUUCCAGUACGUCCUCAGCCCGGAUCUUUACGUGAAGAUAGUGGAUCUAUUCGAACUCACCAACCCGCAAAAAGCGAAAGAGAUCAUGGAAAAGAGGUUUUCACACGAGGAACAGACGCGAGUGAAAAAAGCGGUGAAUAUGAUCAUGAUUAAUUAUUAUCGCUCGAUGGACGGGACCGACCUAGAUCGAGAAGAAAAAGAAGAAGACCUAGAAGAUUUUAUGGAAGAAUAUUACGACGGUUACAAAGACGAACUUUAAAAUAAAAGGUUUUUUAAUGUUUUAACCUUACCAGCAGUUUUAACAGGUAAACUGACCCUCACAGGUUAUAAAAUCAAUUUUGAGACUAUGAAAUCAAUCUGUAUAUAAAUUU
Cimex lectularius (bed bug) is the source of this 586-nucleotide messenger RNA. RefSeq lists its product as uncharacterized. The transcript has 2 exons. Bases 49 to 474 code for a protein of 141 amino acids. The record is from RefSeq and is a predicted model, not a curated record. NCBI's taxonomy places the organism in Eukaryota, Metazoa, Arthropoda, Insecta, Hemiptera, Cimicidae.